This is a messenger RNA of Nematostella vectensis (starlet sea anemone), 2997 nucleotides long. Its product is annotated as MAM and LDL-receptor class A domain-containing protein 1. The coding region runs from base 78 to 2537 and encodes 819 amino acids. The transcript is spliced from 15 exons. Gene Ontology annotation, cellular component: membrane. The record is from RefSeq and is a predicted model, not a curated record. Lineage: Eukaryota; Metazoa; Cnidaria; Anthozoa; Actiniaria; Edwardsiidae.
UAUUUAUACGAUGCACGAGUCUUUCAAAAGCAUUCCCUGGCAUAAGCGGACCCGAGAGCAGUUUGCCUUUGUAAGCCAUGACCGCAAUAGCUGUUUUUGGUAUUAUCAUCGCUGUUGUUAGUGCAGAAAACCCAGCCUCGACCUACUACAGAGGAGGGUGUGGCGGUACGAUAACUGGUGCAUCCGGGACAUUCUCCAGUCCCAAUUUCCCUAGCAACUACCCUGACAACGCUAUGUGCGAGUGGACUAUCACUGCCCCAGUAGGAACCUCGCGUAUCGACAUCGCAUUUCCAGCUUUCGACGUGGAAUGGGGGCCAUCAUGCGAUUGGGAUUAUCUUACCGUGAAGGAUAAGGCAGGAAACCAAGUCGGUGACAAGAUAUGUGGCCGACCUUACGCUCUUAAACUCUCCGUCCCAGGGGACAUUGCAGUAGUGGGUUUUGUCUCGGAUGGGUCUGGUAACGAAAAGGGCUUCCAGUUGCAGUACGCCGCGAUGGCCCCACCCAAGCCGAAAUCCAUGGGAGACUGUGAUUUCGAUGAAGGUCUAUGCAAGGACUGGGAAAACCUGGAUAACAAGUUUGACCAGUUUGACUGGUCCCCCGGAAGAGGCAGCACCCCAACAGCUCUUACUGGUCCGACCGCUGACCACUCAGGAAAAGGUCAAUACGCGUACAUCGAGGCAACUGGUCAGCGGCAAGGAAGCACCGCAAGGCUUGCCACACCCUUGAUUCCAGGCCCUCGCUGCCUCAAGUUCUUUUUUUAUCAGUAUGGGAUCGCCGGUAUGGGUAGACUCAGGGUAUACGUGGUAACUAAUGGCAACCAAAGGUUGGCCAUGAGUCUCGAGGGUAGCCAAGGCAACCAAUGGAAAGCUGCAACAAUUCAAAUUGACGAGACUGUACCGUACAAGGUCGUGUUCGAAGGAACUGUGGGACAGUCAGACUACUCCGAUAUCGCUAUCGAUGACGUCACAUUUUCCAAGGACAAGUGUCCAUCAACAGGAUCAGAGUGCGGUGGGAUAUUGACCAGUAAGUCCGGGACCUUUAGCUAUCCCCAGUCCUCCAGCGUCUAUCCCAACAAUGCUCGCUGCAUGUGGACCAUCCGCCCCUCGACCCAGACCUCGCUCGUUGUCAUCAAGUUCAACUCCUUCGAUGUUGAACAGGAGUACAGAUGCAGAGACGACUACGUUGUCGUCAGUGACUCUAAGGGGAACCCUGUAGUGCAACCGAGAUUUUGUGGAGUUUACCCAGAGGGCUUCGGGCUAAAGGUGCAAGGGAAUGAAGCCCAAAUAUAUUUCCAUAGCAACGAGCACUUGGGGAGAAAGGGCUUCAAUGUGAGCUAUGCAGUAUUAGCAGAAUCCUCUGCAGAUGACUGUGAUUUUGACGCUGGUCUGUGUUCAAUGUGGUUCAACUCGAAAUCCGACGAUUUUGAUUGGUCGAUCGGUGGUGGCCACACCCGCAGCUUCUUUACAGGACCUCGUCGCGGGGAUGUUUACGCAUUGGGCAAAUAUGCGUUUAUCGAAGCCAGCCACCGCAGACCCAAUGAUCGAGCAGUACUGGUCAGCGGUGUAAUGACCGGAGAGAGGUGUUUAUUGUUCUCCUACAACAUGCGCGGGAGGAUGAUGGGAACUCUGGAGGUACUGGUGACGAGUGGACAGGGUACCCGCAAGGUUUGGCAGGCAGCGGGAGAUCACGGGUAUAAAUGGUACCAAGGCAACGUUUCCAUCAAAGAGACUGGGACCUACCAGGUUAUGUUUGUGGGGAUUGUCGGAUAUGGCUUUACAAGUGACAUCGCACUUGACGAGAUUGCUUUCAAAAACGGAGCAUGCGCACCAGAUCCAGGCUGCGACAGAGUACUUACAGGUGCAACAGGCGAAAUCACAAGUCCAAAUUAUCCUUCCCCCUACCCCCCUGGUGUGGACUGUACUUGGACUGUCAUCCCUCCCCCACAGUAUGAUAACGUCGCCAUCACUAUCCACGACAUGGAUAUUGAGAAUACGCCACAAUGCAGCAAGGACUACUUGGUAAUCGAAGAUAUCACGGGGACGCGGGUCGAGCACAAGCUGUGUGGUGAUGAGGGCAAGGUGAACAAGACCAUCGCACUGAGCUGGCACCAGGGAAUGCUGCAAUUCCGCUCAGACGCGGAUGGGAAUGGCCGAGGAUUCAGGGCGACGUACAAGGCACUGGGAUCCACCCCAACAUGCGGUGGCCAACUAUCAGGGUAUACCGGAGACAUCAAGACCCCACAUUACCCAGCCAGCUAUCCACCUAGAGAGAUUUGUGACUGGGAGAUUACAGGACCUCCUGGGACCACCAAGCUUGACAUUCAGUUCGAAGACUUCGCCAUCGAUGACGCCCCAGUCACGUGCUUUUAUAACUAUCUGGCCGUGUACGACGCGCAACACGGAAAAGAGGUCGGGCGCUACUGUGGCUUGACCAAACCGCUGCCCAUAGUGAUCGAAGGCAACGUUGCAAAUCUCCGAUUUCAUUCGUCACAUAUUGGAGGGUCACGUGGCUUUCACGCGCACUUCACUGCAAAGUAGUGCGUGGCGAUCAUGUGAUUGUCACAUGGUCGUGUUAGAUUCUUGAGUGAGCGAUGGAACACAUUGCAAAUCAAUAGCAAUUCAACGGUAAUAGGUGCUUAUCUCGGAGAGUUUUAAAUGCUUUUUGUUUUAAAAUUGUCGUUUGCUUAUGUUCAUUUUUAACCCACCUUUGCUCAUGAUAUUAAAUCAUUUCAACUAAAACCUGCAAACUAUUGUCCUUUAAAACCUUUCAUAUAUAAACUAACAUUCAUUUAUGCUAUAGUGGUGUCUUGUUUGGACCAGCGCGAGACUGGAAAACUGAUUAUGGGUUUCAAAAGAAGGUUUAAAAUAAGAUGAGUAUGCCAUGAAAUGGUGAUGAUGAGCUUGGCAGAAACUGGAUUUGACUUGACAUGUACAUGAUUAAAGGACUUGACAGUUAAUUCGAUUACUGUGUGAGACAAUAAAGCAUGCAAAGGAGGUA